UCUGUGCUAGUAGUUCAUUCCCGGCUGAUUUCGCUUAUUCAAGCUCCUGAUGAUCUCAUCAGGCCGAUUAUUGAGGAUUUCGUGGCGAAGGGGUACAGUAACACCGAAAUCGUUUCCCGCCCACGCAAACACUGAUAAAGAAGAGAUUUCAUUUUCCCUGGCGCGGAUUCGACAGAGUGGUGGAUACAUCACUACGAGUGAGAGUGCGGCUUUUCAAUUGCAAUGUGCGCUUUUCAAUUGCAAUGUGCGCUUUUCAAUUGCAAUGUGCGCUUUUCAUUCUAGAUUAUGGGGUCCCAGGCCUACUCAUUGAUUUUAGGGGAUGCUGGUGUUCCUGGGUUCAAAUCGUUCUCAAACGUUUAUGAAGGAAGAGAAGUAUAACACGGUGAGAACGUUGCAGAAGCUGUUACAACACCGCGCUGUCUUGUAGAC
This is a messenger RNA of Suillus plorans, 429 nucleotides long. RefSeq lists its product as uncharacterized. The transcript has a single exon. Bases 50 to 310 code for a protein of 86 amino acids. NCBI's taxonomy places the organism in Eukaryota, Fungi, Basidiomycota, Agaricomycetes, Boletales, Suillaceae. The record is from RefSeq and is a predicted model, not a curated record.